AUGGCCAAUACUACAAAUAUUGAUGGAGACGCGAUUUUGUUUACCGAAGAACAAGAAUCGUUGGUCGUAAAAUCGUGGAACUUGAUGAAGAAGGAUUCUGGUGAAUGGGCGCUCAAGCUUUUUCUCAAGAUAUUUGAGAUAGCUCCAUCGGCCCAAAAUUUGUUCUCAUUUUUGAAAGAUUCCAAAAUUCCACUUAUGCAAAAUCCUAAGCUCAAGACACAUGCCAAGUAUGUGUUUGUCAUGACAUGUGAAGUUGCAAUCCAACUCCGAAAAGAAGGGAAAGUUGUGAUCAGGGAUUCGAGCCUCAAGAGGCUGGGUGUCGUACAUGCCAAAACUCGCGUUAUGGAUGAACACUUUGAGGUGGCAAAAUAUGCAUUACUGGAGACAAUAAAAGAAGCAGUUGGAGAAAUGUGGUCACCAGAAAUGAAGGAUGCGUGGACUGUGGCCUAUAAUCAUUUGGUUGCUGCUAUCAAGACUGAAAUGAAGCCUUAA
Molecule: messenger RNA, 492 nt
Organism: Striga hermonthica
Lineage: Eukaryota; Viridiplantae; Streptophyta; Magnoliopsida; Lamiales; Orobanchaceae
Source: the annotation of a GenBank genome assembly